UCCCGCACCCGCGGCGGCGGCUGCAAACUUGCUGCGGCGGGCUGCGUGUGAAGGCACGGCCCGGCGGGGCGGCUCCGCUGCCCCCGCAGCCCCCGCCGUCGCGCCCGCAGCCCGGGGGGCGAGGCUGCCGCCCGCGGGCAUGCGGCGCUGCCACCGCGCCCGUCGAGACACGGUGUGGAGCCGCGGACGGCGGGGCUGCGCUUAGGGGCGGCCGGGGCGGGAGCCCCAUGUCCGGGGCUCGCCGCGCUCCGCGGGCAGGCGGCGGGGCGAUGAGCUGCCGGGACGAGCGGGCGCGCCUGGCCCCCGGUUUGCCCGGCUCCCUCGCCCGUGGGGAGUGAGGCUCCGCGGAGCCCGCUCGGAGCUCCCGGAAGGGCGGGCAGGCGGGCGGGGAGGUGGUGCCGGCGCGGGGAUGCUGCAGCCCUCCCCCGGCGCCGACGGGGUCCUGCCGGGGUAGCGGCCCCGCCGUGCCGCGCCGAGCCCCGCCGUCUGCGGGGGCGGCGGCCGCGGAGGGAUGGAGCCGGCCGGCCCCUGCCGGGCGCAGUUGGGCUCCGCCAACGACUCUUACCGAAACUGUAGCGCCGAGGAAGUGGUUUACCAAGAUGCCACCCCUCUCUCCGGGAAGAUCGUGCUCGCCGUCGUCCUGGCGCUGGUCACCCUGGCCACGGUGCUUUCCAACGCCUUUGUCAUCGCCACGGUCUACCAGACGAGGAAACUCCACACGCCGGCCAACUAUCUGAUCGCCUCGUUGGCCGUCACGGACCUCCUCGUCUCCAUCCUUGUCAUGCCCAUCAGCACCAUGUACACUGUGACCGGCAGGUGGACGCUGGGUCAGAUCGUCUGCGAUAUCUGGCUGUCCUCGGACAUCACCUGUUGCACGGCGUCCAUCCUGCACCUCUGUGUCAUCGCCCUGGACCGCUACUGGGCGAUCACCGACGCCGUCGAGUACUCCACGAAACGGACUCCCAAGCGGGCAGCGGGCAUGAUCGCACUGGUAUGGAUCUUCUCCAUCUGCAUCUCCAUACCCCCUUUGUUUUGGCGGCAGGCGAAGGUCGAGGAAGUAUCUAACUGUGUGGUGAACACGGACCACGUCCUGUACACCGUGUACUCCACAGUAGGAGCCUUCUACUUCCCCACUCUGCUGCUCAUAGCCCUGUACGGGAGGAUCUACGUGGAAGCCAGGUCGCGGAUUUUGAAGCAGACGCCAAAGAAAGCAGGUAAAAGACUAACGCGGGCACAGUUAAUUACAGACUCCCCGGGGUCGACCUCUUCCGUCACGUCCAUAAACUCCAAGGCUCCCGAGGGAUCCAGCGAAACGGGCUCCCCCGUGUACAUGAACCAGGUGAAGGUGAAGGUCUCGGACGCCCUGCUGGAGAAAAAGAAGCUGACGGCCGCUAGAGAGCGGAAAGCUACAAAGACUUUAGGGAUUAUUUUAGGAGCCUUCAUCGUGUGUUGGCUGCCCUUUUUCAUCAUCAGCUUGGUGAUGCCUAUUUGCAAGGACGCUUGCUGGUUCCACAUGGCCAUCUUUGACUUUUUCACGUGGCUUGGAUAUCUCAACUCCCUCAUCAACCCCGUCAUCUAUACUAUGUCUAACGAAGACUUCAAACAAGCUUUCCACAAACUCAUACGUUUCCGAUGCACAGGCUGAAAUGUUGAAUGCGAUGUGCUCCCCGGGGCAGCCCCCAUGCACGCCCGCGCCCGGCGCCACAGAAUCAAGUUGCUAUUGUAAAGACCCACUGCUUGAAACUUCCCCAAGCCCAGUUGCCAGACUCAUGAUGCUGCAAAAACGUCAAUACAUUCUGCCACCAAACUGCUCAGCUCUGCGUUUCAGUGUAAUGACUCUGGCAGAGAUGCUGUUCCAAUAGGCACGCAGAUCAGUUGCACAAAAAAAAAAAAAAAAAAAAAGAGGGCAGCCUCGAAUCAAGGU
Pyrgilauda ruficollis (rufous-necked snowfinch) is the source of this 1924-nucleotide messenger RNA. It is a transcript of the gene HTR1B, whose product is annotated as 5-hydroxytryptamine receptor 1B. The transcript has 2 exons. Gene Ontology annotation, molecular function: G protein-coupled serotonin receptor activity. NCBI's taxonomy places the organism in Eukaryota, Metazoa, Chordata, Aves, Passeriformes, Passeridae. The coding region runs from base 512 to 1645 and encodes 377 amino acids. Gene Ontology annotation, biological process: bone remodeling; chemical synaptic transmission; adenylate cyclase-activating adrenergic receptor signaling pathway. The record is from RefSeq and is a predicted model, not a curated record. Gene Ontology annotation, cellular component: plasma membrane.